Molecule: messenger RNA, 2526 nt
Organism: Saitoella complicata NRRL Y-17804
Lineage: Eukaryota; Fungi; Ascomycota; Saitoellomycetes; Saitoellales; Saitoellaceae
Exons: 2
Coding region: 1-2526 (841 amino acids)
Source: RefSeq, a predicted model, not a curated record
AUGCUGCGCAAUGCCAACAGGCUCGGUGUUGUGUCAAAGACCUGGCAAGAUAUUGACGAAGGUGCACCUGAAGAGGAGAUUUUCGAUGACGCAGGUAACUUGAUUGAGCUCAAACCUGGUCAGGUAUACAUUACAUGGGUCGAUGGUCAAGAACGUUCGCAAGUCCUCUCUGAGGAUGACCUUGAGCUGUAUGAUCGCGUCCUUGCUCUCGGUGACAUCUGUAAGAAGGAUGUCGACUCGCACCUCUCCGGCACAGUCAUUGAGCAUUCACUCGAGCUGGUAUUGGAACAUACGUUUACGGGACAAAGACUAGAAGGAGUGAAGGGUAUCGAGAUCCGGCAUUCAUUCGAGUACUUGGAGGGAAACUUUGUCAUCUACAACAAUUGGCUCGGUAUCCUCGACGAAGCACAAGAUGCUGUUACGGUUCGACUUCCUAACUCCUCCAUCGUGACAGUUGAACGGGCGGAUGAAUUGGAACCUCCAGAACUUGAGCACAUGGAGGAAUUCCUCCCAGACCGUGUCGCCGUUGGUCAAGUCGUCACCACCACAAAGGGGAACCUGCGUCGCGGGAAGUGGAGAUUUGGCGCAUAUGAUCCGAAGAUCAAGCCUGAGGCUGUGGUGGUGAACGUGGAGACUGAGCGGGUUGUUGUACGGUGGAUCUGUCAGAACCCUAUGCAACACCAAGGGCGGUACAGAGAGAUUCCCGAACCUCAGCCAGUAUGGGAGGGCGAUGAACUCCAGAAACUCCACAUCUUCAGGUCACUUUCGGAUGCGACGACCUUUCAGGUCGGUGAUCGUGUCGUCUUCAACGACCGAGACAACGAAGUGAACACUCGUGGCGUGCGUAGGAUUUCUCGCGAACAGAGCAUGGGCUACGACGUCAACAUCUUCUGCGUCGUAUCGACAAAGAAUUUCGUCCGCGUCCUAUGGCAAGACCUCACGGAAUCAUCACACGCGGCAACCGAGCUCUUCGCGUGGUCAAAUUGGGUAGACGAGUAUGAUUUGUACCCCAACGAGUACGUAACGAAGCGGAACGAGACGAAGGUUGGAGUCGUACAUUCGGUUGAUCCAGCGUCGAGAGUGGCGAAGGUGAGAUGGUUUGUUGAUCCAACCCUUCAGCGAAGAGAGUUUGCUGAGGGGGUUGAGGUGAUGAGUUUGUAUGAGCUUGCGGCGCAUGCGACGGCGCAGGUUCGUCGGGGUGAUCAUGUUAUUCUUCCACCUCAGGGCAGUGAGAAUCCCGUGAUUGACUGGUUUGGUGAGGUUGUGGGUAUCACUCCGGAUGGAAUGGCGAGAGUAAGGCUGGGCAGUGUGGAGGGCGAGCCGAUUGUGGAGAGAGGAAUGACUGAGGUUAUCGUAGUUGAGGAGGAACUGGAGAAUGCAGUCGCGGGAGCAGCUGGAUUCGAUGAGGACGACAGUGAAGGCGAUGAUUGGGAGGAUGAGAGUGAUGAGGGAAUGGAGCCUGAAGCUGAAGCUGAUGCUGAGGGAUGGGUUGAUGUCGAUGAUGAUGAGGAAAUGACUGAUGCUGAGACGGGCGAGUUGCGCGUGGAUCAGAUCACAGACGUCCGGGUCCCCAUCGAUAGCUCAGUGGAGGAGAACAGUCAUUCCGUUCCAUCAGAGAGCGCGAUCUCUGCGUCUACCGAGGUGUCGAAUCAGCUUACUGGUGAUCUCAACAUCCCCAUUAACCACGAGAAGUGGGAGAAGCUCAUGGUUCUUGAGGCAGCCCCGUCGAGUCAUCAUUUUUUCAAUCAGCCCUCUGCCGCAGGUAAUCGCACCUUCAUCUCUCGCAUCCAGAAGGAACACAAAAUCCUUCGUCAGUCGUUGCCUGAGGGUAUUCUAGUGCGAACAUACGAGGACCGUCUGGAUUUGUUGAGGGUAUUGAUCAUCGGCCCGGUGGAUACGCCUACGGAGUAUGCGCCCUGCGUGUUUGAUUUCCAACUUCCUUCGUGUUUCCCGGCUGAUCCGCCACUUGCUUACUUCCACUCCUGGACGAACGGUAUGGGCAGGAUCAAUCCGAACCUGUACGAAGAGGGUAAGGUCUGCUUGAGUUUGCUUGGUACGUGGCAUUCGAAGGAUUCAUCUGAGACUUGGAGCCCGUCGAGCUCGAUUCUCCAGGUGUUGGUCUCCUUGCAGGCUUUGGUGCUCAACCGCGAGCCGUACUAUAACGAAGCUGGCUUUGGGGUUUAUCAGGGAACGCGUGAGGCGGCUGUUAGCUCGAGGUUGUAUUCUGAGAAGGUAUACAUCCUUGCACGAGGAUUUGUCAAGUACGUCCUCGAACACGACAUCGAUGGCUUUGCGGACGAGCUCAAGUGGCUGUACGCCGCCUCCGACGGUCCACACUUCCUCAAAAAAGUCGUUGAGAGCGGACGAGAAAUCCUGGAGCGCAGCAUCGGCGAGCCAGCGACCGCCACCGAAGAUCAGGAUCUCGGCAAGGAGGGCGUGGGUAGGUUGACGCCUGGUGCGUCAAGUUGGUUCAAGCGAACCUUGAGCUCUUUGGAAGAGCAUUUAGCGGAGAUCGAAACGGCAUGA